Ostreobium quekettii is the source of this 1163-nucleotide messenger RNA. NCBI's taxonomy places the organism in Eukaryota, Viridiplantae, Chlorophyta, Ulvophyceae, Bryopsidales, Ostreobiaceae. The record is from the annotation of a GenBank genome assembly.
GAUUGCCCGUGCUGACAGCCCUCGUCCCCCUUUCCGCCCUUUUCCUGCAGUUUCACGGCCCUUCCGGCGCGGAGCGCGCCUACUGGAUCCAUGCCGGCGGGCCGAAGCCGGCGAGAAGGCUAGGCAGCGGGCCCGAGCGUCGGGGCUCGAUCGAGGGCUGGGCGGACGGCGAGGCGGCCAGCGAGGUGGGAUCGGAGGAGUCCGAGGAGGGCUACGUGCGGGACAGGAUUCUGCAGAACGUGCUGGUCAAGAGCCAGGCGAUCGAGAGUGAGAACCGCACGCUGCGGCGGCAGCUGGCGCUGUACAGCAAGGAGUUCAAGCGGGUUGUGGAGCGGAUGAAGACCGCCCAGGGGCGGGACAGCCGCGCGCUGCUGAGGGAGAUCCACCGGCUGCGGACCGAGCUGGGAGACGCCAAGGAGCGGAUCAACGAGAUGUCGGCCGGCCGCGAGGGGACGUGCUGCGGGUGCGGGAGGGCCGGGGGCGCGUUCGAGGACGCGCUCAUGGCCGCGGAGACCAAGCUGGGGCCGGUCCGGUCGGUCCUGGGGGUGUCGCGGGGGGACAGCAUGCGCCAAGUCGCGGCGAAGAUCGCGGGCCUGAAGUCGGAGGUGGUGGCGUGCCGGGCGCAGAGCGAGGCGGCGGAGGGCGGGCUGGCGGAGUGCGCGUCGCAGCUGGAGUCGUGCAAGCUGCAGGUGGUGGCGCUGAGGGAGGAGGUCGCCUUCCAUCGCGCGGAAAACGAGCGGCUGGCCAGCGAUCGGGGGACAUGCUCUUCGGAGGCGGCACUCGUUCGGGAACGCGCGGCCCGGUGGCGGCAUGGCCUGCGGCGCGUCGGUCUGCAGGUUAAUGAGAUGCGCCCGGCGGUUGAGAAAAUCUCGUCUUCCGAAAUCGACGGCCGGCUGGAGCGGCUGAGGGGCGAGCUGGCUGGAGUCAGGGAUGUCCUGCGGCAGGCGUCACCGUCCGGACGCGCCGAUCGCGGCAUGGCGUCUGUGCCCAGCAUCGGGAUGGGCGAUCCGGCGCGGCGGGGGGGAGGGGAGGGGGAGGGCCAGGGCAGGCCGAAGCUGGAUCCGCGAGGAUUUGGAUCCUGGAUUGUGAGGACGAGCAGGGGAAGAUCUGGGUCGGGAUCCGGCGACGUGGCGGUGGCGUCGGAGCGACUUUGCGGGUCCUGA